This is a messenger RNA of Microdochium trichocladiopsis, 894 nucleotides long. RefSeq lists its product as uncharacterized. NCBI's taxonomy places the organism in Eukaryota, Fungi, Ascomycota, Sordariomycetes, Xylariales, Microdochiaceae. The transcript has a single exon. Bases 1 to 894 code for a protein of 297 amino acids. The record is from RefSeq and is a predicted model, not a curated record.
AUGGCGGAAACUCAUCACUUCGAGGCUAGCCGCCUGUUCGACAUGCGCGGCUCUGUCGCCCUCGUCACGGGCGGCGGCACCGGCAUCGGGCUCAUGAUCACGCAGGCUCUCGCCGCCAACGGUUGCAAGGUGUACAUCACGAGCCGCCGGCUCGAGGUCAUCCAAGACUCGGCCAAGAAGCAUCAGCCCCCACAGUCGAGCGGCGGACAGGUUAUUGCCAUUGGACCCUGCGACGUGACCAAGAAGUCCGACCUGGAAAAGCUCGUGGCAGAUCUGAGCCAGAAGGAGAAGUUCAUCAACCUGCUGGUGUGCAACGCGGGGGUAUCCGGUCCCAAGGCGGAGCCCGAGCACGAGGACGCCGAGGACCUCAAGCAGAAGCUGUGGGACAACGAGUCGCCCGAGGAGUGGUCUGACGUGUUCAACGUCAACGUCAACUCUGUUUACUUUACGACGGUCGCGUUCCUGCCGCUCCUGCAGGCCUCGAUCGCGCCCAAGGGCCCGCUGGGCGACUUUGCGCCGUCGGUCAUCACUAUCUCGUCCAUGUCCGGCAUCAUGAGGCAUGCGCAGGGCCACUUUAGUUACAACGCCUCCAAGGGUGCCACCGUGCACCUGACCAAGCUCAUGUCGAGUGAGUUCCAGAAGGCCAAGAUCAGGGUCAACUCGAUCGCGCCGGGCUACUUCCCGAGCGAGAUGACGGCCAAGGAGAGCGACGACCGGCAGAAAAGCAAAGUGCCUGCUGAGAAGAUCCAGGAGAAGGGCCAUGUGCCGCUCAUGCGUGCGGGCAAGGAGGAGGAGAUGGGCAUGACGGCGCUGUACCUUGCCCGGAACAUGUAUGUCAAUGGCGAGGUCAUUGCGGUGGACGGAGGAGUCUUGAAUGUCGUCGCUGGACGGUGA